Messenger RNA from Gasterosteus aculeatus aculeatus (three-spined stickleback), 2836 nucleotides. RefSeq names its product calcineurin-like phosphoesterase domain containing 1 (gene cpped1). The record is from RefSeq and is a predicted model, not a curated record. NCBI's taxonomy places the organism in Eukaryota, Metazoa, Chordata, Actinopteri, Perciformes, Gasterosteidae. Gene Ontology annotation, molecular function: hydrolase activity.
UCGAUCCCCGAUUAGUCACCGGAGGGAUCGAGCCGUAGAGAGACCGCCGGGGCGACCGAUCACUCACGCAAACAACCUCACGCCGUCCGCCUCCGCAGGCCCCCGCAGACGGGCUCACGAGUAGCGAACCGGUCAGACGGCUCUUUCACCUUUGGAUGUCAUGGCUAAGAGCGAGGACCUCUUUCUCAGAGCCAAACAUCGGACCUUCAGCGGACUGACCGAAGAUGCGGAGCGGGAGUGGAAGGGGCCGUUUUUCUUCAUCCAGGCCGCCGACCCCCAGCUGGGGCUGAUGAAGGCCUGGAGGGACGGCGACUGCGACGGCGGAGGGGACGAGUGGGGCGAGGAGGUGGAGCUCACCCAGCGGGCCGUGGAGGCCUGCAACCAGAUGAGGCCCAGGCCCAGGUUCCUAGUGCUUUGUGGCGACCUGGUCCACGCCAUGCCAGACACUCCGUUCAGAGAAGGUCAGGAGCGAGACCUGAAGGAGGCCUUGAAGAGGACGGAUCCCUCCAUCCCGCUGGUGUUUGUCAGCGGGAACCACGACCUGGGCAACACCCCCACCCCCAGGACAGUGGAGCAGUACUGUAGCGCGUGGGGCAACGACUACUUCAGCUUCUGGGUGGGUGGAGUCCUCUGCCUGGUGCUGAACUCCCAGUUGUUCUACGACGCCUCGGCCUGCCCUCAGCUGAAGGACGCCCAGGAGACGUGGCUGGAGGAGCAGCUGAGCAGAGCCGCCUCCUCAACGGAGCCCAGACCCAAACACGUCCUGGUGUUCCAGCACAUCCCUCUGUACCUGAAGAGCCCCGAUGAGGAGGACGACUACUUCAACCUGCGCAAGGCCGCCCGUCAAAACCUGCUGGCUCGGUUCAAGAAGGCCGGGGUGAAAGCCGUGUUCUCCGGCCACUAUCACCGAAACGCCGGCGGCUGCCACGACGGCCUGGACAUGGUCGUGAGCUCGGCCAUCGGGUGCCAGCUGGGCGAGGACACCCACGGCCUCAGGGUGGUGGUGGUGACCGCCGACGCCGUCGUCCACCGCUACCACAGCCUGGAGCAGCUGAGGGACGAGGGCGUGGCCGACGACCUGCGGAAGCUGCUGCAGGGAUGAAGGCGGGAAAAGAGGGGGGCAGUUUGUAAAUUGUUUGUUUUUUGUUUGUUUCAUUCCUCGUAGUCAAGGUUUUUUGGAGAGUGGCGCGUUCGUGUCGGCAGAUCUGAUUGAGAUAUUACAAGUACUCCUUCAUUCCUAGUAGAUGUAUGAUUAGCUCUAAUGUAAUCCUUACGCCUCUGAUCUCACCAGUGUUAUUGAAGUGGUCCAAUGGGAAGUGAAGGAAAUGACUAAGAUGCAUCAGUGUAGAGAAGGAACAAAUCCAUCCAUCCAUCCGACUGGUGUGCACUGAGUGUUCUCCUCUUUCACGAUUCAGCCGUUUUACUGUGUUCCUUGUCGUCUCUUGUCUGAUGCCUCGUAUCCUAUGCAAUAUGUGUGUGUUGACGUCUUCAUGUGGUGCGUCGUUGAGCUGACCUCUGAUCAGCCUGAUCUGUCUGUUUAAAGCCUUUGCAGGAGAGAGAUGGUAACUGAGAAGACUUUUCUCACUAUUUUCUGUCAAGCCGGAAUAAAGCUAUUAUUAGUAUUUCAGUAUACGCUGGUUUGAGAGGUUGUUCUUUAUGCAUUUUAAUUCAAUUCUUUAAUUCAGACUUUUCUGCUAUUUUAAGAAUAACGUCCACCCCGUCUUUUGCCACGUCACUAAUACGUGAGUGAGGACACUCACGGGGGGCUGGUAUCCGAGGAAGCGCUACUAAAUACCCUGAUUUCAUGUGUGGGAGUCAAAGCCAGCGCUUGUAAAACAUUAAGUUUAACAUUAAGUAAACCUUUAUAGAUUUCAUGUACGGAAAAUCUCUUACUUGAUCCUUUGUUGGACAGCAGACUUUAUUCUUACCCAUAUCCAUGAUGGCGGACUAAACCCAUCUAAUGUGUUCAGAAUGGCUGCUGUGAACUGGGUAAAUACCAUGAAGGAGGCCGGGCUCGUGUUGUUGUAGGACCUGGUGUCAGCCUGCUAAUACCCAGUGAUACUGACGUGAUUAAUGGGAGGAGGAGCGCGGCGCUUCCGGCCCGUUUAGUCAUGGCUGAAACGACCUCUCAGCGUGUGCGGCCCACCAGCCGCGGGCUUACUUAGUAGCUCGCCGCUUUGAAAUGGUCUUUUAAAAUGGACAUUUGUGUAACAAAACGACUUUGUCUGUGAGCCCUAAAUGACUCUAUUCAAUUACGCUUCGUCUACACACACACACACACACACACACACACACACACACACACACACACACACACACACACACACCGACUCAGACCGUAAGAGUGCCGUCAUGGCAACACAUCUGUGUGUGUGAGCGCAUGAGAGAAAGGGUACUUAUAACCCAGCUGCGUGUGCGUCCGUGCUGGGCAGGUUACUGCGGGUGAUUUACCAUCAGCAACGCCAUCGAUGACCUCAUCGCACACUGACGGAUCCCGUCUCUCCUCCAAAGAGUCAGCGUGCGCUGGAGGGCGUCUGAGAGGGAUGGAUAAUGAGCAUGAUGUGUGAAAGACGACUCAGUCCAUCUCCUUCAUUUCCUGUCUGAGAAGGAGCCUUAUGUCCUUAUCUAUUUUUAUAUCCGCAAGGAGCUCAAGCACGCUGCUCUCCAUCUCUUCUCCCGAGCUGAGUUUGUUUUGAGCACGGACGGGGAAUCGGGGAACAUCACACACUUUGGCUCGUUCCCUCGUCCAAUUGUAAUGAAUCACCAUGGUGGACAACUUGAUUGUGACCUGAUUUGUUGUAUUUUUGUAUAAUAAAUAUACAUUUUAUCAAACGAU